Neomonachus schauinslandi (Hawaiian monk seal) is the source of this 2789-nucleotide messenger RNA. It is a transcript of the gene BRINP1, whose product is annotated as BMP/retinoic acid inducible neural specific 1. The coding region runs from base 86 to 2371 and encodes 761 amino acids. The record is from RefSeq and is a predicted model, not a curated record. NCBI's taxonomy places the organism in Eukaryota, Metazoa, Chordata, Mammalia, Carnivora, Phocidae. Gene Ontology annotation, biological process: positive regulation of neuron differentiation; negative regulation of mitotic cell cycle. The transcript is spliced from 8 exons.
CGCAGCUCUCCGCCAAAGACGGACAUUGACUCCAGGACUCCACAGAAUGGAGCAAGAAUGAGAGGAAAAAGGCCGGCAGAAAAGCAUGAACUGGAGGUUUGUUGAGCUCCUCUACUUCCUGUUUGUAUGGGGCCGUAUCUCAGUGCAGCCCUCCCACCAGGAACCAGCUGGGACAGACCAACAUGUCUCCAAGGAAUUUGAUUGGCUUAUUUCAGACAGGGGGCCUUUCCACCACUCCAGGAGCUACCUAUCCUUUGUGGAAAGACACCGUCAAGGAUUUACAACCAGAUAUAAAAUAUACAGGGAGUUUGCCCGUUGGAAGGUGAGGAACACAGCCAUCGAGAGGAGAGACCUGGUCCGCCAUCCAGUGCCCCUCAUGCCGGAGUUUCAAAGGAGCAUCCGCCUGCUUGGCAGGAGACCCACCACUCAGCAGUUCAUCGAUACCAUCAUCAAAAAGUACGGCACCCACCUCCUCAUCUCUGCCACCUUGGGAGGGGAGGAGGCCUUGACCAUGUACAUGGACAAAAGUCGCCUCGACAGGAAGUCAGGGAAUGCUACUCAAAGUGUUGAAGCUCUGCACCAACUUGCGUCAUCCUACUUUGUCGACCGUGAUGGCACCAUGAGGAGGCUCCAUGAGAUCCAGAUAUCAACUGGAGCAAUCAAGGUCACAGAGACACGCACCGGGCCUCUGGGCUGUAACAGCUAUGACAAUCUGGACUCUGUGAGUUCCGUCCUUCUGCAAAGCACGGAGAGCAAACUGCAUCUUCAAGGUCUUCAGAUCAUCUUCCCUCAGUAUCUGCAAGAGAAGUUUGUCCAGUCGGCCUUGAGCUACAUCAUGUGCAAUGGGGAGGGGGAAUAUGUGUGUCAGAACAGCCAAUGUAGAUGUCAGUGUGCGGAGGAGUUCCCACAAUGCAACUGCCCCAUCACCGACAUCCAGAUCAUGGAGUACACGCUGGCCAACAUGGCCAAGUCUUGGGCCGAAGCUUAUAAGGACCUGGAGAAUUCAGAUGAGUUUAAAUCCUUUAUGAAGCGUCUCCCCAGCAACCACUUCCUGACCAUAGGGAGCAUCCAUCAGCACUGGGGCAACGACUGGGACCUGCAGAACCGUUACAAACUCCUGCAGAGCACCACCGAGGCCCAGAGGCAGAAGAUCCAGCGCACGGCCCGCAAGCUCUUCGGUCUCAGCGUUCGCUGCCGCCACAAUCCCAACCACCAGCUGCCCCGGGAGAGGACAAUUCAGCAGUGGCUUGCAAGGGUCCAGUCGCUUCUCUACUGCAAUGAGAACGGGUUUUGGGGAACCUUCCUGGAGAGCCAGAGGAGCUGUGUGUGCCACGGUAGCACCACGCUGUGCCAGCGCCCCAUCCCCUGCAUCAUAGGGGGGAACAACAGCUGCGCCAUGUGCAGCCUGGCCAACAUCUCGCUCUGCGGCUCCUGCAACAAGGGCUACAAGCUGUACCGAGGCCGCUGCGAACCACAGAACGUGGACUCGGAGCGGAGUGAGCAGUUCAUCAGCUUCGAGACCGACCUGGACUUCCAGGACCUGGAGCUCAAGUACCUGUUGCAGAAGAUGGACUCGCGCCUCUAUGUCCACACCACCUUCAUCAGCAACGAGAUCCGCCUCGACACCUUCUUUGAUCCCCGGUGGCGCAAGCGCAUGUCCCUCACACUCAAGAGCAACAAGAACCGCAUGGACUUCAUCCACAUGGUGAUCGGCAUGUCCAUGCGCAUCUGCCAGAUGCGCAACAGCAGCCUGGACCCCAUGUUCUUUGUCUAUGUCAACCCCUUCAGCGGGAGCCACUCGGAGGGCUGGAACAUGCCCUUCGGGGAGUUUGGCUACCCACGUUGGGAGAAGAUUCGUCUCCAAAACAGCCAGUGCUACAACUGGACUCUCUUGCUGGGCAAUCGGUGGAAAACGUUUUUUGAGACGGUCCACAUCUACCUACGUAGUCGGACUCGGCUACCUACCCUACUGCGUAACGAGACUGGCCAGGGCCCCGUGGACCUGUCCGACCCCUCCAAGAGGCAGUUCUACAUCAAGAUCUCGGAUGUGCAGGUGUUCGGGUACAGUCUGCGGUUCAACGCCGACCUCCUCCGCAGCGCCGUGCAGCAGGUCAACCAGUCCUACACACAAGGUGGCCAGUUCUAUUCCUCUUCGUCCGUGAUGCUCCUCUUGUUGGAUAUUCGGGACCGAAUUAAUCGCCUGGCCCCUCCUGUGGCCCCGGGGAAGCCCCAGCUGGACUUGUUCUCCUGUAUGCUCAAGCACCGCCUGAAACUGACCAACAGCGAGAUCAUCCGGGUGAACCACGCCUUGGACCUCUACAACACCGAGAUCCUCAAACAGUCGGACCAGAUGACAGCCAAACUCUGUUAACCUGGGGCUCCUCGCCAUGGGCUUUCCCUUUUGUUGUACAAACAUAACAGAACAAAGCAAAGCAAAACGAAACAAAACAAAACACAAAUUUGUAAAAUGUAAUUAUAUUCAAAGAAAAGGAGGAAGAGUCUUCAUUCGUUGGAAACGAAAACGUUCUAGCAACUGUAUAAAACCGUUGGGCAUGUUUGUUAUCUCUAUAAUCUGUCAUGAAGAAGGGUCUCAGCCUUUGGAGGAGCUUGGAGGGGUUGCUUCCUAAGCCUCAGGUGCUGUAUUGUGGGGGGAGAAGGGGAGAGCAUAUGCAAUGAAUUGCCAAGAUCUCUGCUGUGCAGGUGCUAAGAUUAAACACUAAAAAGAAAGAGAGAUGUAUGUAAUGUACAACCAACACUGCCAUUUUUCCUUGUGGGAGGAAAUGGACAUA